GCGGCGCAGGUGGACUGGGCCCGCCGAACCCGCCAACCGCCGCCCCUCCCCCCGGGGCAGGGUCCCGAGGGCGCGGAUGGGAGGCACGGCUCGCGGGCCCGGCCGGAAGGAUGCGGGGCCGUGCGGGGCCGGGCUCCCGCCCCAGCAGCGGAGAUUGGGGGAUGGUGUCUGUGAUACCUUUAUGAUGAUCGAUGAAACCAAAUGCCCACCGUGUUCAAGUGUACUGUGCCACCCUGCUGACCCGCCCCUGCCCAGAAGACUGAACAUCACCACGGAGCCGUUAGCGAGAGAUCAGACUCAGCACCUUGUGAGUGGUGGCGAGAUGAAGGUAGAGCAGCUGUUUCAGGAAUUUGGCAACAGGAGAUCAGAUGCCCUGCAGUCAGAUGGCGUUAGCAGCUCCGAGAAGGGCUCUCCCGCCGUCUCCCAGGGCAGAAGUCCCGAGGGCUUGCCUGCCAUGAAGUCUAGCAGCUCAUCCAAGGCGCCCCGAGUGGUGCCUCUGACUCCGGAACAGGCGCUGAAGCAGUACAAAUACCACCUCACUGCCUACGAGAAGCUGGAGAUCACCAGUUACCCAGAAAUAUACUUUGUGGGUCCAAAUGCCAAAAAGAGACAUGGGGUUGUCGGCGGUCCCAACAACGAGGGGUAUGAUGACGCGGAAGGGGCCUACAUUCACGUCCCUCGAGACCAUCUUGCCUACCGAUAUGAGGUGCUGAAGAUCAUCGGCAAGGGGAGUUUCGGGCAGGUAGCCCGGGCCUACGAUCACAAACUGCGACAGUACGUGGCACUGAAAGUGGUGCGCAAUGAGAAACGCUUCCACCGCCAAGCGGCCGAGGAGAUCCGGAUCCUGGAACACCUCCGGAAGCAGGACAAGACGGGCAGCAUGAACGUGAUCCACAUGCUGGACAGCUUCACCUUCCGGAACCACGUGUGCAUGGCCUUUGAGUUGCUGAGCAUCGACCUUUAUGAGCUGAUUAAGAAGAACAAGUUCCAGGGCUUCAGCGUCCAGUUGGUGCGCAAGUUUGCCGUGUCCAUCUUGCAGUCCCUGGAUGCUCUGUACAAAAAUAAGAUCAUUCACUGUGACCUGAAGCCAGAGAACAUUCUCCUGAAACACCAUGGCUGCAGCGCGACCAAGGUCAUCGACUUUGGGUCCAGCUGUUUCGAGUACCAGAAGCACUACACGUACAUCCAGUCUCGGUUCUACAGGGCUCCGGAGGUCAUCCUGGGAAGCCGCUACAGCACGUCUAUUGACAUAUGGAGUUUCGGCUGCAUCCUUGCAGAGCUGCUCACGGGGCAGCCCCUGUUCCCCGGGGAGGACGAAGGGGACCAGUUGGCCUGCAUGAUGGAGCUUCUGGGGAUGCCACCCCCAAAACUCCUGGAGCAAUCCAAACGUGCCAAGUACUUCAUUAACUCCAAGGGCCUGCCUCGCUACUGCUCCGUGGCUACUCAGGCAGACGGGAGGGUUAUGCUCGUCGGGGGUCGCUCACGUCGGGGUAAGAAGCGAGGGCCUCCAGGCAGCAAAGACUGGGGGACGGCACUGAAAGGGUGUGACGACUACUUGUUUAUAGAGUUUCUGAAGCGGUGUCUUCACUGGGACCCUUCCGCCCGCCUGACCCCCGCGCAAGCCUUGAGACACCCUUGGAUUAGCAAGUCUGUGCCCAGGCCUGUCACCCUAGAGAAGGUGUCAGGGAAACGGGUCGUUAAUCCUGCACAUGCCUUCCAGGGACUGGGUUCCAAGCUGCCUCCGGUUGUUGGAAUAGCCAGUAAGCUUAAAGCUAACUUGAUCUCGGAAACCAGCGGCAGUAUACCUCUGUGCAGUGUGCUGCCGAAGCUGAUUAGCUAAUGGGCCGCGGGGCGUCCAGAGACGCAUAUGUGUGUAUUUUUAAUUACCUUGUAAACCUGCAAGUGGGAAAAAGCGCAAGCCCGUGGUGGAUAUGUUUUUGUUAGACUAGACUACUUCUUUUUAUAACAAGGGCAAAACAUUUUUAUAUGACUGUGAAAGAAUCUUCAAGGGCUAAUCACCUAACCAGCUUGUGUUGGCCCCCUGGAAUGUACAAUAAAUGGCCUUGAAUAGGUCAGUGCAUCUUUGCGAUUACUGUCAGAUGUUUCAACC
Molecule: messenger RNA, 2110 nt
Organism: Lepus europaeus (European hare)
Lineage: Eukaryota; Metazoa; Chordata; Mammalia; Lagomorpha; Leporidae
Gene: DYRK3
Product: dual specificity tyrosine phosphorylation regulated kinase 3
Exons: 3
Coding region: 77-1840 (587 amino acids)
Biological process (GO): cytoplasmic stress granule disassembly; peptidyl-threonine phosphorylation; positive regulation of cell cycle G2/M phase transition
Cellular component (GO): nucleus
Molecular function (GO): ATP binding; protein serine/threonine/tyrosine kinase activity; protein serine/threonine kinase activity
Source: RefSeq, a predicted model, not a curated record